Molecule: messenger RNA, 5680 nt
Organism: Acinonyx jubatus (cheetah)
Lineage: Eukaryota; Metazoa; Chordata; Mammalia; Carnivora; Felidae
Gene: ENAH
Product: ENAH actin regulator
Exons: 15
Coding region: 352-2796 (814 amino acids)
Biological process (GO): actin polymerization or depolymerization; axon guidance; actin polymerization-dependent cell motility
Molecular function (GO): SH3 domain binding; profilin binding
Source: RefSeq, a predicted model, not a curated record
GGGCGGGGAGGGAGCGAGGGCGGCGCCUGCGUGCUCCUCGGCCGCGCGCCCCGCCUCCCCGGCCCCGCGCGGCGCUCGCGGCUCUCCUCCGCGGCUGCGGCGCCGCCUGCACUCGGCCCGGCGGCGGCGGCGGCGGGCUCCCCUCCCAGGGCGGCCGGGCGCUCCCGCAGCGGGACGACGCGCAGCCUCGGCCCCCGCGCUCGCAGCCUCGCGGCCCCCGCCGCGUCUCCCGCGUCCGGCCGGCGCCGCCGCUUCGCGCGGGGACAUGGUGUAGCGCCGGCCGCCAGCCGCGUCCCCGCCCCCGGAGGAGAGGCCCGGCUCGCGCCCCCCGCGUCCCCGGCCGCCGGCACCAUGAGUGAACAGAGUAUUUGUCAGGCAAGAGCUGCUGUGAUGGUUUAUGAUGAUGCCAACAAGAAGUGGGUGCCAGCUGGUGGCUCAACGGGGUUCAGCAGAGUUCACAUAUAUCACCAUACAGGCAACAACACGUUCAGAGUGGUGGGCAGGAAGAUUCAGGACCAUCAGGUCGUGAUAAACUGUGCCAUUCCUAAAGGGUUGAAGUACAAUCAAGCUACACAGACCUUCCACCAGUGGCGAGACGCCAGACAGGUGUAUGGCCUCAACUUUGGCAGCAAGGAGGAUGCCAAUGUCUUCGCAAGUGCCAUGAUGCAUGCCUUAGAGGUGUUGAAUUCACAGGAAACAGCCCAGAGCAAGGUUGCUGCUACCCAGGACAGCACUAAUUUGCGAUGUAUUUUCUGUGGGCCAACAUUGCCUAGACAAAAUUCACAGCUACCUGCCCAAGUUCAAAAUGGCCCAUCACAAGAAGAAUUGGAAAUUCAAAGAAGGCAGCUGCAAGAACAGCAGCGGCAGAAGGAGCUGGAGCGGGAGCGCGUGGAGCGCGAGCGCGUGGAGCGCGUGGAGCGCGCGGAGCGGGAGCGGCUGGAGCAGGAGCAGCUGGAGCGCGAGCGGCUGGAGCGGGAGCGCGAGCGGCAGGACCGGCUGGAGCGCGAGCGGCUGGAGCGGCUCGACCGCGAGAGGGAGCAGCGGGAGCAGCGCGAGCGGGAGCAGCGCGAGCGGCAGGAGCAGCGGGAACGCGAGCGCGAGCGCGAGCGGGAGCGGGAGCAGCGCGAGCGGCAGGAGCAGCUGGAGCGGCAGGAGCAGCUGGAGUGGGAGCGCGAGCGGGAGCGCCGGCUGUCGGCCGCCGCUCCGCCCUCCGACAGCUCCCCGUAUAGCGCGCCGCUGCCCGAGUAUGCCGGCUGCCAGCCUCCUGCGGCACCUCCUCCAUCCUAUGCUAAAGUCAUCGCAGCUCCAGGGUCAGACGCCAGUCCUGACUAUGCUGUGGUGACCGCUUUGCCACCUACUUGCACGCCCCCCACACCACCUCUUCGGCACUCGGCGACACGUUUUGCAGCAUCUGUAGGCUCAGCCUUCCACCCCGUUCUUCCCCAUUACGCUACGGUUCCUCGUCCUCUGAACAAAAACUCUCGGCCUUCUUCUCCCGUGAACACACCCUCUUCUCAGCCUCCAGCCGCGAAGCCCUGUGCCUGGUCUACUUGCACUGUGUCGCCCCUCCCUCCAUCUCCUCCGGUCAUGAUUAGCAGCCCCCCCGGCAAAGCGACCGGUCCGAGGCCUGUCCUCCCUGUCUGUGUUUCUUCUCCUGUGCCCCCACUGCCUCCGUCACCAACAGCACCCAACGGGCCGCUUGACUCUGUCACGUGUCCGGUGUCUCCGCCGCCUACCUCAGGGCCAGCAGCGCCUCCGCCGCCGCCGCCUUCCCUCGCACCGCGCUCACACUGUGGAUCUCAAGCCUCUCCUCCUCCAAGCACCCCCAUUGCCUCAACUCCCUCCUCCAAGCCUAGUGUUCUCCCUUCUCCCUCUGCAGCUGCCCCUGCGCCUGCCCCUGCGGAGACUCCUCUAAACUCUGUGCUGGGGGACUCCUCUGCUUCUGAGCCAGGCUUGCAGGCAGCCUCUCAGCCGGCCGAGACUCCAGCCCAACAGGGCGGUGUCUUGGGACCACCCGCGCCUCCGCCCCCACCGCCGCUCCCACCCGGCCCCGCCCCGGCCGCCGCAGCACCGCCCCCCCACCCGGGGCCGCCGCCCCCCCCUCCGCUCCCCGCAGCGGGGCCGCCGCCCCCACCGCCCCCGCCCCCCCUUCCCAACCAGGUCCCCCCCCCUCCUCCGCCCCCUCCCGCACCCCCACUCCCCGCAUCUGGAUUUUUUGCGGGAUCAGUGUCUGAAGACAAUCGCCCGUUGACUGGACUUGCCGCUGCGAUUGCCGGAGCAAAACUGAGGAAAGUGUCCCGGGUGGAGGAUGCCUCUUUCCCGAGUGGAGGGAGCACCAUCGGCGCGAACCCGGCCUUGUCCAAAUCAGACACGGGUCGCGGGAACGGACCCCUCCCGUUAGGCGGCAGCGGGCUGAUGGAGGAGAUGAGCGCCCUGCUGGCCAGGAGGAGAAGAAUUGCUGAAAAGGGAUCAACGAUAGACACCGAACAGAAAGAGGACAAACACGAAGACUCCGAGCCCGUCACUUCUAAGGCCUCGUCGACAAGUACACCCGAACCAGCAAGAAAACCUUGGGAAAGAGCGAAUACAGUGAAUGGCAGCAAGUCACCUGUCAUCUCCAGACCAAAAUCUGCACCUUCGUCGCAGCCCAGUGCCAACGGCGUCCAGACAGAGGGGCUAGACUACGACAGGCUGAAGCAGGACAUUUUAGAUGAAAUGAGAAAAGAAUUAACAAAGCUAAAAGAAGAGCUCAUUGAUGCGAUCAGGCAGGAACUGAGCAAGUCCAAUUCUGCGUAGAGAAGCAAGCCCAGGAGAAACAGGACCGUAGCUGGAGGAAGAAAAAAGACCCCUGCAAACAACAGCUGUUAACAACAAGCCCCUACGUUUUGUGAGCCGCGAGAAGAAAGUGGAUACAGAUGGUCGGAAGGAGGAGAGCCGGCCCACUCGUGAGCCUUCAGAUGCUGUUGCUCUGGCGAUCAGCGAUUUCCCUCCAGUUUGCUGCUUUCUUCUGACCUUUUCAACAGGAUGGAAGGGUCGGAUAAGAGUUCCCAUUUAACGGUUAUGCAGAAAACCUUAAGCCCAUCAGGCAGAAUCGCCGUGCAUUGAGAUAUUUUCAUGUCAAGACGAAAUCGCACGUUUUCCACAACCCAUUGCUAAAAUAAAGAGGAGAAAGGCUUAAGAAGUUUGUUUUCAGAGAGUGCUGACGAAGAAUUUAGCAAGUUACGCUAUUGUAUUGUAAAUGUUUCUCUCAGGUUUGUCUUCCUAUCACGUGUGAUAUUCCGUAAUUGAGGUCAGCCCUGUGGAGGUUAAGAUCCUAAAACGUGGAACAAAUGGAAUUGUAUGUGCUUUCAAAGGGCGAUAUUUAUAAGAAAGUGUCCUAAAAAUGAUUUGUCUGGCUUGAGGAAUUUUAGAAUGAUAGGAAGUCUCUCGAGUUAGCCUUCAUGCAAUUUUGUAGAUUACAACAUAAAAUUCAUCCAGAAUUUAAAGAUUUAGAUGCCUUCCUAAAUUGUUAAAAUGCUUUACCAAAUCGAUGACUCCUACAUAACACACACCAGUGGUCAAAUGUAAAACGAUAUAUUGUAGAUUUACUGUAGGUUUUCAACCUUUUUUAGAUUUAUGCAUGUGGACAUUUUUAUAAUGUAAUUACAACCACCACAAAAUUAGCUUUUUUAAUUGCAAACAGUAAUGCAUGUCACACUAAUAUGUAGUGGCCUUUUCAAGGCCUGGUCCCAGGGAAAACAUUUUGUAGAGUGUAGGGGGUGGGAGGAAGGGAAGGAAUAAGUUUUCAUUUAAAGUUAAUUUCUGCAUUGUCUUUUUUUCUCAAUUACCUGCAUGAAUAAUAAUGAAGAAUAUUUUGUGACUCUAAUUGGUAAAUAUGUUAGCAGAACCAAGUACUUAAUCUUUUACAUCAUGUCUUCAGCUGUUCGUAUUUUAGCUUCGGUAAUUUCAACGGUCUGAAACAUGAUUCUGAGCUUCACAUGAAUCACAUCAUGCUGUGGGACUCGAAAACUCGAUCCCUGAAUCUGGCAGUUACUGUGACCUGGGUGCCCUGCAGUCGGACAGGUGUUCAGGUGCAUGUUCUGACCAGGAAAGCUGCUCUUGAAUUGUGUUGUGUGGAAACCUAAGAAGUGGCAAUGUCAGCAGCGACUGAGGUCACAGGCGUCAGUCACGCGGCAGCGGGGACCGGCGAGGGGCUCUGAGUAGUUCUCUGGUGACAGAGUGAGACUUGGGGUAGGAGGACGGGAUUAGAUCCUCUGCUGACCCCGACUCGGGCGCGUGUGCGUGCGUUCGUAAUCCACACCCUUCUCCUGGAAACUCAUGAAGAUUAAAGUAGGGGAGACAUUCUAUAUGUUGCAGUGAUAGAUUUUUUUUUGUUUUGAAAAUUUAGGAAAUCAGAAACGCUCCAGGCUCUCCGUCUUGAUGUAUGCUUCAGUUACGUGCCACACCUGCUUUGAAAUCUUUGAUUAUCUGAAGUUUCACUAAAGUUUUGAAGAAAUAAUCCAUUUUCAUCUGCUUUCUAGAUUUCGUAAUCUCAUUUGGGAAGACGGAGCUUGUCAAUAGCGUAGUUUUCUAAAGGCUGCAGAUUUGCCAUUACCCUUCCAAACGGUGUGAACGAGGGAGGUUUUUCCUGCUUACGGUAGUUCCCGUUUGUGUAGAAACUGCGGUUUGACAUUAAUCUGUGAUGGGUGAGCUGUCCUCACUCAGGUCUGUGGUUGUGUUUCCUGUCCCUCUUCAUGGUCAGGCAGUAGUAAAGGCAUUCAAGAUGCGGCAGGCUUCUGAAGUACUGUUUUCUAGAAGAACUAGGAGGCAUUUUCAUCUUUAUUACUGUGCUUUCGGUUAUGCAGACGCUUCGAUGGUAUAAAUGCUUAUGUCCCCUAUAAAUCUGGUGAGAAAUCACUUGAUUUUGUUGGUUGUUGGUCUCUAGUAGGAUAGGAUGCUGGGUGCACGUGGUCCAAAGUGAGAUAAAAGACUGCAGUAAAACACUAGAUCUCAAAAAGGAACCGGUUUACGCACUAACUGUCUCGUGCCUUUUGGUCUAACAUUAGCAGGAUAUCUGUGUAAAAUGACAGAAAACCAGUGUUGAAUCACGCCAUUUUCCAUCAUUUUGCAUUAUCCCGGAUUGCUAAAUGUGUUCUUUACAAGACGUUUGAUGAAAUCACUGUACACAUCCGCUGUCCUUCGUGACAGUUCUGUCAUCGUUAGAGAUUUCAGUAACUCACACGGGAAGUUCUCAGAGCGAUGUUCCUCGGAACCCCGUCAAAUGAUGGUUUUUGUGCUCUAGUCCACGGGCUGUCUGAAGCUGAGUGCAGUUCAGGGGUCCUUUCUAGUUACAGGAAGGCACUUCUUUCCUCAACACUGUGAUCUGACCCGUGACCAAUCCGUCCUGUGCGCUGUGUCAACGGCCGACGGUCCAUCGCAAACCAACUGAAUGUACACACCUCCCGCCGGUGCCGAGGUCUCUCCGGAACGGCUGUCCCGGUCGCGGUUCGUCCACACUUUGCCAGCGUCAAGUGUCCGUCGGAACCGAGGACGAAACACUAACGAAUGUUGGAUUCUCGUGCUUUAGGUGUGCUUCCUCUUUAGCCUUUUCGGUUCUCUGCCAUUUUUACCGUACUGUUUCAUUUAAAUUUCCUACACGCUAACUUCGUUUGUGUGAUUGAAAUAAACUUGCAGUAUAUAC